Messenger RNA from Gadus morhua (Atlantic cod), 2805 nucleotides. It is a transcript of the gene mipb, whose product is annotated as major intrinsic protein of lens fiber b. The transcript is spliced from 4 exons. The record is from RefSeq and is a predicted model, not a curated record. Gene Ontology annotation, molecular function: water channel activity. NCBI's taxonomy places the organism in Eukaryota, Metazoa, Chordata, Actinopteri, Gadiformes, Gadidae. The coding region runs from base 446 to 1237 and encodes 263 amino acids. Gene Ontology annotation, biological process: water transport; transmembrane transport. Gene Ontology annotation, cellular component: plasma membrane.
CCUCUCCCCUCCGUCAGAGAGGCUACACGGUCCACAGGACACUUCCCUGUCUCCACUUCAGUAGCAGCGCCCCUUUAGCCCUGAUGCGUACCUCCUCUUCCUGACACUCCAUUCAACCCGAGACCCACUCCACUCCACCCUCCAGCCCUUCCUCACACCUAUGUCUUUGCGACCAGUGGACGGGGUGGCAAGCUGACUUUGACUUCUCCAAAGCCCCAUCACGGCUCGGUAGAGACCUACUGAGCGGAUUCGACCCGGUGCACUUUCUGUGCCGACACACUCAAAAGAGGAGGGAUCCCGACACAUUCCUGCGUUAUCUGUUUUCCGUGGUUCGAGACUCCAUAAAGGCGUGCAUCUGCCUUUUCCCGCUCCACCGCCGCCGCCGCCGCCGCACCUCCACAGCUCCGCGUUUCCCCCUCCGAGGCCUUCCCCUAAAGCAGCCAGCAUGUGGGAGUUCCGCUCCAUGAAUUUCUGGCGGGCCGUGUUCGCCGAGUUCUUCGGCACCAUGUUCUUCGUGUUCUUCGGCAUGGGCGCCGCGCUGCGCUGGACCACGGGCCCCAACCACGUGCUGCACGUGGCCCUGUGCUUCGGCCUGGCCGCCGCCACCCUCAUCCAGUCCAUAGGGCACAUCAGCGGCGGUCACAUCAACCCGGCCAUCACCUUCGCCUACCUGGUGGGCUCCCAGAUGUCCCUGUUCAGAGCCGUCUUCUACAUGGCCGCCCAGUGCCUGGGCGCCGUGGCCGGGGCGGCCGUGCUCUACGGGGUCACGCCCAACAACAUGAGGGGCAACAUGGCCAUGAACACGUUGCAGCCGGGCAUCAGCCUGGGCAUGGGCACCACGGUGGAGGUGUUCCUCACCAUGCAGCUGGUGGUCUGUGUGUUCGCCGUGACCGACGAGAGGCGGAACGGACGCAUGGGCUCCGCCGCUCUGUCCAUCGGCUUCUCCGUCACCAUCGGACACCUCAUGGGGAUGUACUACACCGGUGCUGGCAUGAACCCCGCUAGGUCCUUCGCCCCUGCUAUUCUCUUCAGGAACUUCCUCAACCACUGGGUGUACUGGGUGGGGCCCAUGAUCGGGGCCGCCAUGGGCGCGCUGCUGUACGACUUCAUGCUGUUCCCCCGCAUGCGGGGCCUCUCCGAGCGCCUGGCCACGCUGAAGGGCGGCCGGGACCCCGAGACGGAGAACCAGCAGGACACCCGCGGGGAGCCCAUCGAGCUCAAGACGCAAGCCCUAUAAACUGCCCCCUGAAUGGGGUUAGAGGGUCGAGGCAGCCCCCUCCCCUCACCUCCCCUCGAUCACCUCCCCCCCACCAUUUUCCUCCCCCUCCCUCCCUCUUUGCUACCCUUCUCCCCCUGGCAACACUUGUACAGAACCGGUCCACAUACUUGCAUCUGUAGACGAAACUAAUAACAGGGUAAAUCGAUCGACAUUAAAACGUACUAACACAGAUACACACACACAAACACAGUGCACACACACACAAAUACACACACACACACACACACACACACACACACACACACACACACACACACACACACACACACACACACACACACACACACAUACAUACGCAGGCUCACAACCUUCAAACCUCAGCAUGCAACAAGAUGCCUCUCCCUCCACCUCCAACUGAUCCUCACGCUGUACCCUGAAGUGGACAUUGUGUUUCUGAUAGAUGGUGUAACCCCAUCCUUCACCGACCACCACCUCCACCACCACCACCUCCACCUCCACCAGCACCUCCAUCACCCACACCUCCUCAUGGACACUGGACAUGGAGAGAGAGAGAGAGAGAAAGAGAGAGAGAGAGAGAGAGAGAGAGAGAGAGAGAGAGAGAGAGAGAGAGAGAGAGAGAGAGAGAGAGAGAGAGAGAGAGAGAGGGGAGAGCAAGGGAGAAGGGAGGGUUAGCAUGUGGGUGUCUGGGUGAGGUCUGGGUGGGUGUGUAUGGGUAGGAGGCUAUGGGCAGGUGGAUGGGUGGGUGCGGAGCGUGAAGUUGGAGAGAGAGGGGGUGGAGGGGCUAGGCCAUGUCACUUGGGUUUCAGGUAGGAUACGAAGGUUCCCACUCUGGGUUUGUAGUCGUUGAAGUCACCGAGCUAGAGCCGUGACGACGGGCAUGGUUUUCACUAGUCAUCUGAGGUUUAUUGCUCCAUUGAAAUGUUCAUUUUGUUUUCCAGUUUCACUUUUUUCUUCUGCACUUCAGACAUGAGACGUGCAUGUAUGAUACCAUUAUAUUUUCACAGGAUUUCAUUUUUAUUUUAUUCAAAAUCACUGCAUUUUAUCCGUGUGUUUGUGCGCGUGAGUGUGGAUGCUUCUGCAGGAUGAGUGGGCGUGUGGGCGACAGCGGGCAUUUACACGCACGCCUUUGCUUGCGUGCAUGCGUGGCUGCCCGUACGAGUGUGUGUUUGCAAGUGGACGCCUGUAUGUGAAUGUGUGUGAACGAGUUUGCAGACACAGUAUUAUUUCAUUUAGUUUUAUUUCCAUUUCCACUCUCCUGUUCGUUCAAUGGCUAUGUUCAUUUUGUCCUCCAUUUUAAAAACCUCGAUUAUUUCAUUAUCCUCCCCUCACUGUGGUGUUUGCUACUGUAAUCAUUUAUACAUAAACCAUCUGCUGUUUGUCCCUAACCAGCACAAUCCAGAGCAAUGUUGUAUCCCAGCUUUUGACAUAAGGUUUGUUCAUCGAUGGUUAGCUGUGGAAGUCACCGAGUCUCCUAUUACUUUCUUCUUAUCGGGAGCACAAAUGCAGUUUCAGCUAUAUUUAAAUUAGCCUACAAUAAAAAAAUUAAAAAAUACCAUUUGACAAAA